Molecule: messenger RNA, 8241 nt
Organism: Mytilus trossulus (common blue mussel)
Lineage: Eukaryota; Metazoa; Mollusca; Bivalvia; Mytilida; Mytilidae
Product: cholinephosphotransferase 1-like
Exons: 8
Coding region: 425-1558 (377 amino acids)
Biological process (GO): phosphatidylethanolamine biosynthetic process
Cellular component (GO): Golgi apparatus; endoplasmic reticulum membrane
Molecular function (GO): ethanolaminephosphotransferase activity; diacylglycerol cholinephosphotransferase activity
Source: RefSeq, a predicted model, not a curated record
AUAAGAAUAAAAGUUCUGUAAUGUUUUUUGUUUAAUUAAAAUUAGUAAUACAAUAAAUUUGGCAAAGCGUUUGCAAUAUAGGUUCAAAUACAUGUGGAUUUACGUGGGAGGUAUAUUGUAACAUCCAUUAUUAUGUAUAUCUCUGAGUCUGCGCUAAGUAUAGAUAUAUCGAGAAUUUUCACACAGUGUUGUUUACAAAGCGAAAGAAGCACGUCAUAUUAGAAUUUUGCUUUACAUAUACAUGUAUGAUGUAUAGCAGUACGUUUGGGUACAGGGGCACUUUUAUUUUGUAAGCAUGCGUCACCGGAAGUGAACUGUUUUGUUUACCGAAAGUACUUUGAACCGUUGUUUCAAUGUGUUUAUAACCAGCUUUAACGUUAAUCUGAUAAAGACAGUUAUUACUAGUGGCCCACAGAUAUAAAAUAUGGAAAGUUUAACACCGACACAGCUGAAAAAGUUGAAAGAGCACAAGUAUAGUGCCACUGGAACGUCCUUAGUGGAACCGUACAUGCAGAUCUUCUGGCGAUGGCUCGUAGAACAAAUUCCAACAACCUGGGCACCAAACACGUUGACAGUUGUUGGAUUGAUACUUAACAUUGCCACAUCUACGCUGUUGUUCAUGUACAGUCCAGAUGGGAAAUCGGAGGCUCCAAGAUUUGUUUACUUGCUUUGUGCAAUAGGUUUAUUUUUAUACCAGUCCUUAGAUGCUAUUGACGGAAAGCAAGCAAGGAGAACAAACACAAGCUCACCUCUUGGUGAACUCUUUGAUCAUGGUUGUGACUCAGUUUCUACAGUCUUUGUAGGCUUGGCAACUGUGGUGGCAUUAAACAUGGGAAAAGAUUUAGACUGGAUGAUGUAUGAAUUAUUUGCAGCUAUAUUUUUAUUUUAUAUGGCCCACUGGCAGACAUAUGUAACAGGAACACUUAGAUUUGGACAGUUUGAUGUUACAGAAUCCCAGUUAAUGAUAAUAGCUGUUUAUUUAACAAAUUUUAUAUUUGGAUCGACAUUGUGGGAUCUAACGAUUCCCAUUAUAGGAAUGACAUUAAGAAAAGCAGUAAUUUUAUUAAGUAUUUUGCCACAGAUUGUACAGUUCGGAUCAAAUUUUUCCGUCAUUAUGCAGGGAGGAAGUGGUAAAAAUAAAUCAACAAUAGCUGGAACAAGCACUAUAUUUCCAGGACUACCUAUAGUGUUAGUUCUAGCACUAGGUGUAAUAAUAUCACAGAAGUCAGAAACACAAAUAUAUGAAAAUCAUCCAUGUUUCUUUCUUCUCUGUUUUGGAUUAGUAGCUGCUAAAAUAACAAACAAGUUAGUCGUAGCACAGAUGACAAAAAGUGAAAUGGAUUUAUUUGACACAGCAUUAUUGGGUCCUGGAAUGUUGUUUCUUAAUCAAUAUUUCAACUGCAUAUUAAAUGAAUAUUUGGUUUUAUGGCUUAUGUUUAUAUAUGUAACACAAGAUUUAAUAAGAUACUCCUCAUCAGUGUGCCAACAGAUUUGUCAAUUCUUGGGAAUUUAUUGUUUUGAUAUCACUUCAUCUCCAAAGAACGGAAAGGCAUCAUGAAUUGUACCCGCUGCUUAUUGCUCAACAUUUUGUCUAUCAUAUAUUAUUUAUUUUAAGAGAUGUUUUAUUGGUAUGAAUGCUUAAUCCACAUUGUUUAGGAAAUCAGCAAUAUUUUACAUUCUCUCAAAUUUUAGUUAGUGUUAUUUGGUUAAACCAGUACAUUAAGUAAAGAGUCCACAAUUAAUAUUUUUUUAUGAAAGUUGGCAAAGCAUAUAAUUUUUGUCGUUGCAGAAUGUUAGAUAAAGGAAUGCUAAUUCAGCUGCAAUGGUAUUGAUUGUUUAUAUGUCAGUUGGUAGGAAAGUCGUAUAAUCUAUAUUUAAUUCAAUGCAUAUGCUUAAUGUUAAGUUUGCUAUAGGUAUUUUUUCUGAAAGAACCACUGUAUAUCAGUAACAGGUCUUCAUGUCAGUCUGACGGGGAUCAUCUAACCUUUACCUCUUUUCGUGGUCGAUAAGUGAUUUAUUUUGUAAUAAGGUCUUUUUCAUAGAUACUAUAGGUACAACUAUAUUUGGUUUAUAGAAUGGUUGUAUAUUGUUAUCUUUUUCUGAGUGUUCAUCUGACCUUGACAUUGUUCAGAUACUUUUACAAGAGGUCAAUUACAUUAGUUAUAUGAAAUGAUUGUAAGGUGUACAUGUCAUUGAUGUCAAUCUGACUGUUCAUCUUUCCUUGACCUCAUUUUUAUUGAUCGUUGAUCAGUAUUAGGUUUCGUGAUGAGGUCUGGUUUAAGAGAGCUAUAAGAAAUAGAUCAAAUUUACUGUGUAUGUUUGUAAGAUGUAUAUGUCUGUUUGACAUGGUCAACUGACCUCGACCUCAUGUUCAUGGACUGACCUCGACCUCAUGUUCAUGGUUGGUUGGUCAUAGUUAGUUUUCAUGAUAUUAGAAGUUAUAGGUCAACUACAUUUGGUGUAUAUAAUGAUUGUAAGGUGAACAUUUCUGUUGGAUAGGGUUUCUAUGACAUUGACCUAUUUUUCAUGGAUCAUUAAUAAUGUUUAUAGGGUUUUGGGAUACCUGUAGUAAACCUUGAAGACUUUCAGCAUAAAAUGUAAUCAUUAAAGCAGGUGGGCCAUUUCUCUGCACUCUGCUAGAAAAUCUUUCCUCCCUUCCAAAUUCAGCAAUGUCUUUUUAGUUUCUAAACUUUAGAUGAUUUUUGAUUGAGACUGACAAAUGUGUGUUUACAGUCUGUUAAUGCUGCAUACCCUUAUUUUUUAAAUGAAGAUAAGGCGAUGUUGUAUGAUUGCCAAUGAGAGAACUAUCUUUCAAAAAUGAAAAAGACUAAAAGUCUGUUUUACAUUAAUUUUUGCAAGCACUUGCAAAAUAAUAUCAAAGAGUCAUGCUCAAACACAAGCAAACACAUCCCUUAUUCUUAAGUUCGUGCCAAGCAUAUCUGUAGAAAUAUUUAAAAAAAAAAAACAUGGGUUAAAGAUUGUGUAGUCAUGACAUUAUUCAUAAAUAAUCAGUUGUGUGCUUUAGGAAUUCAUUGUCCAAAACAUGUAUUAAUUACUUCAGAAAAAUUUAGUUGCAGAGAUAUUUUUAUAAAUAUUUAUGAUAAACAAGAUAUUGCUAUUCCUUUACAUAUGAAUAAUUGUAAAUUAUGCUAUUUUUGUUUCUUUCCUUGAUGGAAGUAUGGCUUCAUAUGAAAAUCCAUUUCACUUUGUUAUUUUGUAAAAUCUUUUCAUGUCAAAGACCUAGGCCAUUUUACUUAUGGUUAAAAAUGUUUUUUUUGAAAUAUUUCAAGUAUUCUGUCUAUUUUAAUUUUUCUUUAUAUGCAAAAAACAGGUUUUAAUAUUUUGUGGUUAUUGUUUUAACGCAAAAGUUUUUUAAUUCAAGUUUGUAAAAGUUACUUGAAAAAGAAUAUAUACUGUAAAUUCAAAAAUUUUUGCCAGGUUUUUAUCGUAAAAAAUUAAAAUCACAUUGAAGUCUCAAAUGACAAAAUCGCAAUAAUAAAUGCAUGCAAUAAUGUCUGAAUUUACAGUAUUGCAAAGACCAUGAUGGUCUCACUAUAAAAAAGAUCAUUAAUAGAAUAUUUGAAAAAGAAAAUUGUGUUGUAAGUUGCAGUAUAUAAGCAUAUAAACUGAAUUUUAAUAAAAAAAAAAAAAAAAAAGUGUUGCAAGAUUAUUAUGAAAGUAAAAUUUAAAAGUAAAUUAGUGGAUAUUUAAAAACCAAACAUCAUUUUGAAACAACAAUUUCACAGAUAUAUUUCUUUUUAACACAAUCAAAAGAUGUUGUUCAGCAUACCCUAAUUUCCUUUUCAUUUAAGAAUUGCUAAGCUUGAGCCAGGUUGGUUUUGCUUGUAACUUAUUGAUUUACAUUUUGAUUAGUCGGCCAUAAAUUUAUGCUUUUCCUUUUUCAUUCCAAUUUGCUAAGCUUCAGCCACAUAUUUUAUGCUUUAACUUAUUGCUACAUGCUUUAAAUAUGUUUAUUUCAUGCUAAACUGCUGUACAGUUGUAUAUUAUAAUCAUUUGCCCUUGUUUAUGCAGUCUAUAUUAUUUUAGAAUAAUAAUGUGCCAUAAUUUUGAAGUUUGUGUGGUUACUUUACAAUUAUUUAAAUUGAUAUUAUUUUAUUUUUUAACUUUAAAUUCAUUCAAUUAGUAUAAGACACCAUUUGGAUUUUUAUAUUGAACUCUUUGGCACUUAAAGCCUACAGUCAUAAAACUUAUCCAGAACUCCCACGUGCUUGAAACACCAAAUCCAAUAUUUUGAUUAGUUGAAUUUGUAGUUGUGAGUACAAUAAUCAUACUUACAAAUUUUUCUGACCACAAAGCCUGGUUUUAAAAACCAGUAUACUUAUUUGUAAAAAUGUAAACAAAGUUUCAUUGAACCAUCAUUUAUAUAAACAAAAACAAAAACAAGUUUUGACUCAUUAACAUAUGUGACAUGUAAAUUUUAAUACAAACAAUAGCAGAUUUUGGGGGUAUUUGGUUUUCAUAGUGAUCAUGACACAUUAAGGAAAUUUACAGUGAGUUAAUGGUUAUUUUGUUUUUGGGAAAAUCUUUUCCUCCUAAUGCAAAACCCAAAAACCUUAUCUCCAUGCCUUCAUACUGACUAAAUUAGAUUUUAAUUUGAAACAGCAAGGAAUAAUUUCUGAAGUGUUGAGCAACAGUAAAAGCAGAAAUAUUACUUUAUAUUAUAGUUUAAAGCAGAUACUUUAAAGUGUAUGAAUUUACAAAAAGGUUUUGUACAGAUAUGUAUUUGAGAUGCAUCAAUUAAAAUAUAUUGAGAGAUGCAAAUGUUGCUGGGCAAUUUUUAUAAAUGAUUGCAUAGAGAAUCGGUAGAGGGUAUAGUCUUGUGAUUUGAAUAUUUUACAUGUAUCUGUGUGUUUUCUAUAAUAUAUAUGGAGCAUAAGCAUUGUACACAUGCAGCAAAGGAUUGCACAUAAACCAUUGCUAGGGCUUGUGUUGACUUUCAGUAAGGUGUUGGCUUUUGUUCUGUGUUGAAAGUCAUGCUGUGACUAGGAAAAACAAUACAUGUAUGUAGUUUGUGUUAUGAAUAAUAAACAAUAUUUCGUCUUUUCUGUGACAUUUUUCUUUGAAAAUAUUAUGUUAAAGAACUGUAAAAGGAGGAGGGUGCAUUCAAAACAAUGACAUCAAAUUUAAAGCACAAAUUUUAUUUUUGGGGGGAAAUUUCAGAUAUUACAGUACACUGUACUUUGAUUUGGUACAUGGUCUCUUGAAAAAUAUUGAUUAAGUUAAAAUCAAAAUUUUGAAUAUGUCUCAUUAAAAAUGUAUGCAUAUAUUGUGACAGCAUUUUAUUGUUUUUAUCUAAGAGUAUAUAUUUUGUUACCAGUCAUCGUUGUUAAUUUUGAUGUUUUCUGUUUUUCUGUUAAAUUUUGUUUCUUUUGUGAUAUAUUCUACGAUAUGUAAUUGAAAAUUUUGUAAAACUGAUAAUACAUGUAUUUUAUAUGAUGACAUCAAAAUAAAAUUAUUCAUCUUGUAUUCCAUUUGAAAAAGAACAUAUAUUAAAUCAGGAUUUCAGUUAUUCUUGCUUGUCGCUAUUUCUCAAAUUUUCUUUAUUUACGAAAAUUUUCAGUGAGUAAUAUGGCUUUUUCUCAGUCAAUUUUCAGCAUUCAUAUUUAACAUAUGUUGAAUUUAAUUAUCCUAUUGUAUAAGAAUAAGCUCAGGUUUAUACAAGCUGAUCAAUGCAACACAUUAGUUUUUUUUUCAUACAUCAUCAUGCGUUUUAAAUGAUAUUUAAUGAUAUUGUCAAAUGCACAAUUGUGGCUCUGUCUAUUUAAGCUUUAUCCAUAAAGUCUUAAAGUUUUUAUUUUUCGCCAUGAUAUUUAAUUAUAUUAGGUGUCAAAGAUGAAAAUGCCAUGCAGUGUUAAAAACAAAAUAUAUAUAAACAUAUAUUUGCAUUUUAUCCACUGAUUGAAAACAAAUCAUUUAAUUUUGGAUUAAACACAUCUUCUGAUUGGCUGAAAGCUUAUUGUCUAUCAGCUCAUAGACAUAAUUUUGUCAUGUGACUGUAACGUCAUUAAUGGUGUAUUUUUUACAAUGUACUCCUUAAAAAAUUAUAAAUAAAUGGAUUUCAAAGUUAAAACUAUUAUUAUUUUGACAACUGUGAAAUUUAAUAUCCUAAAAGACUUGUUUGUACAUUUUGUUAUGCUAGUGUUAUGGUAAAUGGGCAUCAUUAUGAAAUGUGGCAAAAAAGUAUACCUCACAUCUCUAUUCAUGUUUGUAUGAUAAAACUUUUGCUUUUUGUAAUUGGAUGGCCAGUCUGUUGCAGUAGGUGUUUGUUUCAAAGCUACUUAAUACUCCAUUUUCUUUAUGACACAGUUCCCUAUUUAAAUAUACUGUAAAUUCAGAAAUUAUUGCGAGGUUUUUAUUAUUGCGAAUUAUGCGACUGAGUUGUUAACGCAAUAAUUAAAACUGCAUUUUGUAAUAUUUUAACUGAAUUAAGCAUGACUUUUCUCAAAAUCGUAAAAAUUUAAAUCGCAUUCAAGUGUAAAAGGACAAAAUCGCAAUAAUAAAUGCACGCAAUAAUUACUGAAUUUACAGUAAUUAGGGAAACAAUGUGAAUUGGUUUUUUUUUGCAUAAAUUUAGUAAAAUAUUCAUUGCUUAAAUAUAUCAUUGAGUGAGAUGAUGUAAAUUCAUUGGGAAGCAGGUCCUUUUCUUCAACUCAUCUUGCCCUUUUCAUUGACAGGAUUUCUUCAUAAAAAGUUUCAGCUCAAAAUCUACUUCAGGUUUAUUUUAACAAGAUAUAUCUCGUUGGUAUAUUAUGUUUUUAGGUGCGAAAAGAAGAUCAAGAAAGAGAAGAUAAAGAAAGAUCUUCUCACUAAGCUUCAUACAAAUACUUAUUCAUCUUCUUACAAGGAAGCUGUUUCAGCGAAAAGAAUGAUCUCAUUAUGAUUAUUGCAUGAAAUUCAAAUAACAAAUUCAUUUACAUUGUUUUAACAAAAAUCUGACCAAAAUUCACCUUUUCUUCCCAUUUAAUAUGAAGUUGGAAUGAAAAUUGAUAUUUUGUUGUUAAUUUUUUCCCAGUAUUUUGUGAUGUGUUCAGAGUUGUUUGAAAUUUGACCAAAAAUCACCAUUCAAAUUCAUCCAAUUAGACAUUUGGAUUGAAAUGUAUUUUUUAAUUCUCAUAUGUUGAGAAGUUUAUAGUAAUAUGAUAAUAUUACAUAGUUGCUAGGUUUGGGAUUCUAAAAUAUGCACAGUGAUAGUAAAUUCUCUUCAAAAAAUGGCUUCCAAAAUGGUUGAUUUGUCUGAAAAUCCCUGGAAAUGAUAGUCUCGACCAGUUUUACAAUUCCCUUAACCUGAUAUCAAACAAAGUUUGCUAUUUAAAAAUAAUUCAGAAAAAGAAAAAAAAUACAGGACAAAUAAAAAAUAGAGCAAUACAAGAAUUUUCUUCUCCUUUGAAUUGAACAGGAUUUUUCUUUUUUGCUUUUUUGGAUAAUUUACUUUACACAAAUAUGAUGAUAUUAAGCUGCAGUAGUCCAUGUCUGUUUUCUUCAGUGCAGUAGUUUGUUUCAAUGUUUGUGAUCAACUGUAUAAUGUCACUAUUAAACAAGAUGCAAAUAAUAUUUCUUCUUUUACAAGAUAAUUUCAAGCAUUAGAUUUCACAAGUGAAGCAUUAUGGAGUCUAAAACUUAGAAGAAAUAUGUGACUCUAAGUAAAGUAUAGAGUCUUAAUACUUGACAGAUAUAUGUUAAUUGCCUUUGAAAUAAAUUGCAUUGAUUUAUAUUUUUAAUCUGUAGUUUGUAUGGUAUACUUACAGUAUUAAUCUUGUUAGACCCAGCUAGGGUGUUAUGGUGUUUAGACAGAUGAGGGCCCUCAUGGGGUUUUUGAUUAUGUGAUCACUUGGCCUAUUUUUUAAUGAUUAUUUGAUUAUUAAGCCAAAUAUUUCAUGAUUAUUUGAUUACCUAGGACUGUAUUUUUAGUUUAUGAUUAUUUGAUUACUAAAGAUAAGCAAAUAUUUAAUGAUUAUGUGAUUAUAUUGGCAAAAAAAUGGUGAUUAUGUGAUUACUAGGACCCCCCCAUGAGGGGCCUCUCUUAUGCUAGGCAGGGUACUGAUAUUUGCUUUCAUUUCCGUGCUCUUUUUUUUUGUCUAGUGGAUAAUUGGUGUAAUAUUGUUUUAUUUAUUGUGAUAUUCCUUUUAAAUUAUGUCUUGAUUUUAAAAUAAAGAAAUCAUGAAAUGUAAAUGGAUGAUUAUGUGUAACUGUGAUUUAAUAUAAAAGUCAUAUUUACUGGUA